UCAAGACCACUAAUACGACCAUAUUCUCCAGCAAAAUCUCCCUUUUGUCAAUCUGCUGUAAAGGAAAGCAGACUUUGGUUGACUCUCAUUUUAGGCGCGGGAGCAGGAAAAUCGGCCGUCGUCGCCCCGUGCAAGGGCGGGCAUGGCUGAAGUUAGAACACGAUGCCCCAACGACGUUGAGGAUAUUGACGGAACUUUUAGUAAAUCGGAGUUCCUGGAUUACAUUGGUACUAAACUUCACACGUCCGUAAGCACCUCUCGCAAAAGUUUUCGUGUUUUCUGGGACGAGGAAGAUGAUGAAUCAAAUAGCUAUCAGACACUCUUUUCCCAGGUGGGUCCACCUUUACUUCCUCCUCCCAUCGUCAAGGACAAGAUCAAAAUUGCGCUGCAGCAUGUUGAUCUCCUGUAUAAUCGAGCAAUGCUAGCUCAGUUCUGGGUGCCGGUGAUGAUCGGGGGACGGCGAUUCCUGAAAUCCUCAGACCAGCCUUUUGGGUUGACUUGCUUAAGGAAAGGACUAUGUUCGUACAGAAAGCUGUGUCUGAAUUAUUACUACUGUACGGAUAAUACCUGCAGUAGUGAUGGUGGUGCUGAUUAUGUGGAUGUGGAUGUGGACUGGAAUGGCGGAGGAGGGGUAAGAGAAAGCGUGCUUCUCACUGGUCCGCCUUCACGUGUCUUUCUUCGUGGACUGCCGGAGUAUAGCCCAAGCGUGGAGUUCUACGCGGACUCGGAAUAUCCUUUAAGGGAUGAGGCUAUGGGCCGUAAGAUAAGCGACUAUAUGGCUGUGCCUGUGUUCGAUCCCAAUUCCCGAGAAUGUAUUGGCGUAAUUGAGCUGGUUUCAACUGCUGACUCAGUUAGAGAGAUGGAUAAGCCUGCAUAUAUAUUUGGGUUAAUCUCGACGGCACUUCAGGGGGUAGAAUUGAGGACUUCAAAUUUUACCAGCGAUUUUGACUUGGAGAGCGACUUGGCGAAGCAGAGCUCAACAGAUAUAUCCCAUGCACUGCGUGACAUCCGCAAAGCAUUAGGUGAUGCAUGCCAAACACACAAUUUGCCUUUUGCUCAGACCUGGAUGCCUCAGUUAGGGAAAUGUCAUAGCUACACAGAUAAUGCCCUUUCAACAACGAGUAACGAAUAUUACCUCUCACACGCAAGAUUCUCUUUAUUUAGAGAUACCUGUGAAAGUUUUCCGCUAUUGAGGGGGCGAGGGGUUGUUUGGAAAUCAUAUUCUACAGGUUAUCCGUGCUUCUGUAGAGAUGUAACCAAGUUGAGCAUAGCUGAUUACUCCUUUGCUCACGUUGGCAAAAAGGUUCUCUUAGACAGCUCUUUAGCAAUUUGUUUAAAGAGCGAUCAUACGGGGAAUGAUGUUUAUGUACUUGAGCUCUUUCUGCCCUUUAAGACUGCUGAUCCUAGAAAACUUCUGGAAUCUGUCUUACUCACGAUGAAGAAGCAUCUCAAUAGUUUCAGACUUGCUUCUGGGCAUACACUGGAGGAUGAGAUGUUUGUUGAAGUUUUGAAAGUUUUAAAAGAAGACAAGUUCGAUUUGUUCAGAUUGUUUCAUACUGACGGUGGUUCUGAUGAACUGCUGGAUCGUGGUUCCUCAAUCCAUCAACAACUGUUCCCAGAUGACCAAAACUGGCUACUUAGUUCAAUAAAUACUGCAAACACAUUGAUCGCUGACGAACAACGGUUGGAGGAUUUGGUUUCAUACCCACGCUUAUUAGAAGCCUCUGAUUCAAAACUUAGCCUCGUAACGGGUGAUGAUCUUGCUGCAUGGAAGGAAGAUUCUUGUGAUACUCAAUCCGUGAAAGAAGGCAACAGUAAUAUUAAUUCCUCUGCUUCAACAUUUAGUUUUCCAGCUCAAGAUAAUUUGGAAAGCUUAGUUGCAGAAGAUGCUGGAUUCAAUGCACCUCUAAGUCGUGAUGUAGACUUUUCUGUAAAUAAGGAAAGCAUAAGUUCAGCAUCAGAUUUGGACAAACUUGACCGUGAAACUAUUGAGAAACACUCUCAUUUGACGCUUAAAGAUGCUGCUAAGAGUCUUAGAGUGAGUCCAUCCACGCUCAAGAGGAAAUGUAGGAAAUUUGGCAUCCCAAGGUGGCCGCGCAAGAGAAACCAGGGCACUUGCUCUCCUACUAGCACUGAAUCCAACAAAGACCGCGAAAUACCUAAUGCAGAAUAUGGUCAGGAGGUCUCACAUCCUAAUGUGUCUUCUCAAGAAGGUACAAAUUCCAGCAAGCACAAUUCCUUACAAGCUGCAACAAUAGCGAAGGAUAGCUUCAUGAUGAUAAAGGCUGCAUAUGGAGGGAUAAAGAAGAUUAAGUUUCAACUUCGAUUUUCGUCACGGUUGGUAGAUAUGGAGAUGGAAGCGGCAUCAAGGCUCAAGUUAAAAGUUGGAGAUUUCAAGUUUUGGUAUUUGGAUGAAGAUGAUGACUGGAUAUUGAUAACCUGUGAUGCAGACGUGAGGACUAUGGAAUCAAUGGGUAAGAAUACAAUCAAAGUGUCUAUCACUCACGGUGAUGAUGCUCCAUCCUAAACAAAAAGGGAAAAAGAAACACACUACUACCAAGGGACAAUGAAUGUUUUCACCAAAAAGGAAAUGUCCAUGGCCCCAUUCUUUUACAUUUGCUACGUUUUGCGUUAUUCAAUUAGUGAUUGAAGCCUUGAGAUUAGAUCCGUAAAAGUGUAUUUGUAAUUCUUUUUACUGCCUUAUCAUAACAGGGCAACUACACUGGCACCCGCUAGUGCCCAUUUUUGUGCCUAAUCGAAGCCUGAUGAUGAAAGUGGCAGCUCUGUAUCA
This is a messenger RNA of Coffea arabica (coffee), 2791 nucleotides long. Lineage: Eukaryota; Viridiplantae; Streptophyta; Magnoliopsida; Gentianales; Rubiaceae. The record is from RefSeq and is a predicted model, not a curated record.